UUUGCCAUCUGGCGCAAGGAGGCUGCGGGUGCAGCUGCAGCUUGGUCCCCACUCGGCUCGGCUGAAUCAACUUGUUCUUUUUCCCCCACCUGAAAAAUACUGUUGAAAACAAAGAGUAUUUGCACCCACAGACCCACAGCCGCCUGUAGGCCCCGGGGGCACCCCAGACUCCCUUAACCCUUUCCCUCCCCAGGAGGAGCUGGGGAGGCUCUUGGGGGUGGGGCGGAACACAGGGAGCCCCCGCAUUCCUUCCGGGGAGACGCCAAAGAGUCCUUAGCAGCCAACAGCCAGAAGGGACCAUGGCGCGGCCACCAAUGCAGCUCCCACUGCCUGGGCCCUGGGGCCCCCCGGCGCCCCAGCUUUUCCAGCCAUUUGGGCUCCCCGGAACCUUCUACCCUCGAGGCUCAGCCAACCUGUGCCAUCUGCCCGCGCAGGAGCAGCCCUUCCCUGCAGCCUGGGCACCCCUGGCAGGGGGGACACCCCAGGCCCCCCAGGCACCACCAGCAGGUCUGCAGAGGGCUCCAUGUGGCUGCCUCUUCGACCCCCGGGUCUUCCGCAUCCAGUGGACAACCACCGACCUGCCUCCACCGGCCACCGCCACGCUCGGCCAAGGCGCCGCUUCUCUGCCGGCUGCUGCCCUGUGGGGUCCCGGGGGCUGCGGGGCCCCCCUGGCCUGGGCAGCCCCAGGGACCCCCCAGGGCCAACCACAAUACCUUGCACCCUACGAAAAUAAGAGGAGUGGGGUGGCCCCAGCCCCUCUCGAGCUGCCAGUGUCCAUCCCCAGCUACGAGGACAUCGAGGGGCCGCUGGCCAAGACCAACACCUGCGGCAUGGCCACCCCUGCGGGGGCACCCCCAGGCAGCGACGUCCCCCCCGGCCCCUGCGCUGACCCCCACAACCAAGCCCUUGGGGAGCCCGUAGGAGCUCCAUGCCCGAGGAUGCUGGUGGCAACCGGCGCAGCCACCCCCGACCGCGACUUCAGCUCGCUCUCGCUGCCUGAGGAGCUGCUCACCCCUGACUACUGCAUCCCCGAGCUCAGCGACAUCAUGCUGAGCCUCAAAAUAUCCAACGUCAUCGGGAUGGAGCCCCAGGAGGAGCCGUGGGAGGAUGCCGGGAUGGACCUGCCACCAUCCCCGCCUGCCGUGGCAGACAAGCCGAGGAAGAGGCAGGCGCAGAGCUCCUUGCCAAUGCCACCCAGCAAGCGCAGGGCUCUCGCAGCCAACAUGGGGGUGUGA
Messenger RNA from Aquila chrysaetos chrysaetos, 1235 nucleotides. Its product is annotated as MAPK-interacting and spindle-stabilizing protein-like. The record is from RefSeq and is a predicted model, not a curated record. The transcript has 4 exons. The coding region runs from base 300 to 1235 and encodes 311 amino acids. NCBI's taxonomy places the organism in Eukaryota, Metazoa, Chordata, Aves, Accipitriformes, Accipitridae.